Trichechus manatus latirostris (Florida manatee) is the source of this 6608-nucleotide messenger RNA. RefSeq names its product transmembrane protein 260 (gene TMEM260). The record is from RefSeq and is a predicted model, not a curated record. The transcript has 16 exons. Lineage: Eukaryota; Metazoa; Chordata; Mammalia; Sirenia; Trichechidae. Bases 123 to 2249 code for a protein of 708 amino acids.
GCUGGACCCGGAAGUCGCCUCGGCGUCCCGGCGGGUUGCAGUUGCUUCUUGGCCCGGAAGCUACCUGAGGCACCGAGGCUUUUGGGCCGUCUGUGUCCUCCUUCCCCGGCCCUCACUGGUCUAUGGGUCUCCAUGGUGACAGCAGGGACUUGUCCCGGGGGCGGACAGCCCGGGCAGGGCCGCGGCGCUCCGGGGGUCUCCGCGGCGGUGCCAUCGUGUUCGCUGCUGUGGCCGCCGUGUUCACUCUCACGCUGCCCCCGUCGGUGCCGGGGGGAGACUCCGGGGAACUGGUCACAGCCGCAUAUGAGCUUGGAGUUGCCCAUCCUCCUGGCUACCCUUUGUUCACUCUGGUGGCUAAACUAGCAAUUGUACUAUUUCCUAUUGGUUCAGUUGCCUACCGAGUCAAUCUUCUCUGUGGCUUAUUUGGAGCAGUAGCUGCAUCGUUACUUUUUUUCACCGUUUUCAGGCUUUCUGGCUCAUACGCUGGCGGAAUCCUUGCUGCGGGGGUGUUUUCAUUUUCUCAUCUAACAUGGCAGUGGUCCACUGCAGCAGAGGUUUUCAGCUUAAACAAUCUGUUUGUGGGGCUGCUUAUGGCUCUUACUGUACAUUUUGAGGAGGCAGCAACUGCAAAAGAGAGAUCAAAGAUAGCUAAAAUUGGUGCCUUCUGCUGUGGCCUUAGCUUAUGUAAUCAGCACACAAUAGUACUCUAUGUUCUGUGUAUAAUACCAUGGAUUCUCUUUAGACUUUUAAAACGGAAGGAGCUCUCCCUGGGCUCUUUGCUGAAGUUGAGUCUGUACUUCUCUGUUGGUUUGCUGCCCUACCUCUACCUGCCCAUCUCAUCCUACCUCAAUCAAGCCCGUUGGACCUGGGGAGACCAGACAACACUGCUAGGAUUUUUGACGCAUUUUCUCAGGGAAGAAUAUGGAACAUUCAGUCUGGCAAAAUCUGAAAUAGGAUCCAGUAUGUCUGAGAUACUACAUUCUCAAGUAACAAAUAUGAGGACAGAACUCUCAUUCAACAUCCAAGUCCUUGCAGUUUGGGCAAAUAUAUGUUUAGCAAGAAAGGACAGACCAAAUCCAUCAUUAGUAUGGCUUUUUACUGGAAUGUUUUGCGUUUAUUCAUUGUUCUUUGCUUGGAGGGCAAAUUUAGAUAUCUCGAAACCACUUUUCAUGGGUGUGGUAGAACGAUUCUGGAUGCAGAGCAAUGCGGUAGUUGCCGUCCUUGCUGGCGUUGGUUUGUCUGCGCUUGUGUCUGAGAGUAACCGAGUGCUGAACAACGGCAUUGGGCUUCAAGGUCUGGAGUGGCUUUCAGCAAUGAUUUUGGUAACUUACCAAAUAUAUUCUAAUUACAGGAUUUGUGACCAGAGGACCAACUAUGUGAUUGAUAAAUUUGCAAAGAACCUUCUAGCCUCUAUGCCUCGUGAUGCAAUUAUUUUACUCAGAGGAGAUUUGCCAGGGAAUUCUCUCCGUUACAUGCAUUACUGUGAAGGAUUGAGGCCAGAUAUUUCAUUAGUGGAUCAGGAAAUGAUGACUUACGAGUGGUAUUUACCCAAGAUGGCAAAGCAUUUACCAGGUGUCAACUUUCCUGGGGAUCGGUGGAAUCCUGUGGAAGGAAUAUUACCUAGUGGGAUGGUCACAUUUAAUCUUUAUCAUUUUCUUGAAAUAAACAAACAAAAAGAAACAUUUGUUUGCAUAGGAAUUCACGAAGGUGACCCCACCUGGAAAAAGAACUAUUCACUUUGGCCCUGGGGCUCUUGUGACAAAUUGGUGCCUUCAGAGAUUGUAUUCAACCCUGACAAAUGGAUUAAACUUACAAGAAAUAUCUAUAACUGGACUGAAGAAUAUGGACGGUUCGAUCCAUCUUCUUGGGAAUCUGUGGCCAAUGAGGAGAUGUGGCAAGCAAGGAUGAAAACAGCGUUCUUCAUCUUUAACCUGGCAGAAACUGCUAAUGUGCCUUCAAAUGUGAAAACUCAACUCUACACUCAUGCGUAUAACCUUUAUAAGGAGAUUGUCUAUUUACAAAAGGAACACCCUGUGAAUUGGCACAAGAACUAUGCCAUCGCCUGUGAACGGAUGCUUGGUCUUCGGGAAAGGGACACAGACCCUGAAGUCCUCCUAUCUGAGACCAUCAGACAUUUCCAUCUCUACACUCAGAAAGCACGGAAUGACCCCCAGCUGGCUGAUAUUUUAGUUGCUCUAAAGCACCUAAGGAAAGAACUGCGAAGUCUGAGAAAUAUGAAAAAUGUUUGAGACAGCAAAAUGUGAAAAACCUGCUUGUCAUUCAGCUUCCAGAAUUCUGAAGUCCAAAAGUUUUUCCUCCGAGAGAAGAAACUGUAUAAAAAUUGAAAACUAAAUCAUUGCCCAGCUAUAAGUAAUGUGGGACACCAGUACUGUUUAAUGAAGUGUUUAGUGACUGAGAUGUGCUAUUUAUACAAAAUUCCCUUCAUCCCAUGUUACCAAAUUAGCAUUUUGGUGAGGAUCUUUUGAAAAAUCUUCCUACUUCUACAGUCUUUCCCCAAAUGACAGUGCUUGAUUGGAUUCUAGAAGAGAAUGAACUAUUUUCAUAUACUUAAAAUACCAACCAUGAACCUUUUAAGGGCCCUGCUUAGUGGGAUCGGUUUUGAAGGUGAAUUCUUAAAGUAUUAAUACCAGACCAAAGACAUUUUCUUUUUCCUGCAAGUGAAAUAGUUUUUAAAAAGAGUAGAUCUUGCUAUGCUUCCAGUUUGAAUACUUUUUUUUCCCUUGUCUUUUGAGUAACCAUGGUUGUUACGUAAUCUUACACUUCAAGCUAAACACCAGCUGGGUGAGAUUUUGAAAAAAGUCUGAGUUUCAUCGUCUUAGAUAGUUCUCUGACAUCACCAGAAAGGAAAGCUGAUUUGAUGUUUGCUGAUUUCACUUGCAUAAACUGACUGGCAAGUAAAAAGGAUUUUGUAUUUCCUUAAUUAAUUUUAUAGUGUUAUGUUUUACUUCUAUUUGGACUCAUACGUCUGGGCCCAAUAAUUAGUAGGCUUCUACUGCCAAAAAAAAAAAAAAAAAAAAAGGCGGGAACCAGGGGGUUGGGGAAGUGGUUCAAUAAAUCCAUUUCUGUUACAAGCAUCUUUUAUACAUAUUACUAAAGAGAACAUAGUAAGAAAUGCAAAUAAUAGUUCUUUAUUUUAUUAUGACAGUUAAUUAAUAGCAACCUGUUUUAAUGAAUAAAGUCACUCAGAGUCCUUCACCACUUCCUAAGUAGAGGCCAGAAUCUGUAGGGCUUCUUUUCCUCCCAAUUGUGUAGCUCCUAGACUCCAAGCACUAUAUAGGCCCCUGUAUAGAAAUGCUCACUAAUGAAGAGGGAGGGCUAGAAGCUUGUCUGCAUUCAAAGAUCACUGGUGAGUCAUUCAGCAAGAAAAGGCCCCUCACCAGGAAUAGUCACAGUUCCGUGGCAUUGUACUAGCAAAAGGGUCUGAUCAAAGGUCUCCUGUGGAGCUUGCAUGGUUCCCUUUCAUACUACGACCAUAAUUAAAACCACUAAUUCUCUUUUAAAAUGCUGCAGGAUGCCAUGUAGGCAUCUGUCUGGAGUGUCCUUUGUGAUGUCAUAAGCUGUUAAGGACUAGUGCCGAGGGCUUUUGAGUGAAAUGCCAGUCAUGAAGGUGCUUCAAGACAAGGGUGCCUCUAAAAGCUUGACAGGGCCUUGACUGCACAAUUCGAGCUGCAUUUGCCCCUUGUCAGCUGCCAGUAAAUAAAUCUCAAAGGGGGAAAAGCUGAAGUUUCAUUACCUGAUCCAUGGGGCUUUGUUGGUUUUGGCAUCACACAGGGGAAGCUCUUGCCCCUCCAUUCUCUGGAUUUGAAGAUGUCCAUUGGAGCCUGCAGGGCCUGGACAGGGUUCAGAGCGGAACCUUUUGAAGAGUGUCAAUAGUUGUAACAGUUCAGCUGUUAGGAAGACAAAUAAAUGGAGGAGCUCAUUAAUCCGCUUUUGGCUCUCAGUGCCUUUUGCCCUUUUAUCACAGCCUUAUUAGGCUCCUACUCAUCUUGAACCAGAAAAAAAUGAAUUGAAGUUGUUGAGUACUAAUUGGCAAAGACUUUUAAUCACGGGCCAAGAACUUUCACUGACUUGAAAGUAACUUCUCCACAGGGAAGAACCGAAAACCUGGUUUACCUUAAAACAAAAACCUGUUGGAGUUCAGCAUGGUGUAAAAAUUUAAAGAAGCGUUGAUAAAAUGUCUAAGUUUAUCCAUUUGAAAGAAAUUGUAUAAGAUUAUGAUUUUUCACUUUUCUAAAAAAAAAGGAAAAAUAUUCAAAAUAAACUUUACCCAGUCUUUAUUGGUUUAGAAAAGAGAUUGUGUGCGUGUAUGAGAUGAACAUGUUCGUUUCUGAAUAAAUAUUCGUAUGUGAAUAUUCAUGUGAGUAUCAACAUAUACAUGUGAUGUUUGAGGAACCUUAUUAAAAGUAAUAUUUCUUGUUUAUACUCCUAAGAAUGGUUAAUGAAGACCUCUUUUUGAGAAUGCCUGCUUUUUAAUUUUGUAUCUAUACUAUGGAGCAACAUACAUGUCUGAAUAUGCUUUAUGUAUUGAUUAUUGUCAAGUAAGGCAUAGAUUAUUCUGUAUUUGUGCAACAGCGACUUGGGACCACUCUCUUUGGGAAGGAAAUAAUAUGAUGGCCAAAAGUCGAGAGGAUCAUAAUUAUUUAAAUCUCUAAAACCAAUUGGUAAAUGGGAAGCUAGUAACCUGUGCCGAAACUUAGGGAUGUUUGGCAUCAUUUUCAGAUCAACUACUUCGAAGCAUUCCUUCCUUUUUAUCGUGUGAGAUUAAACAAGUCUCUCUUUUUCUUUCUCUUACUCUCCUCGGCUGGUUCACAAACACCAUAAAAUCUGACAGAAGGGGUUUCCUUUAGUCUAACCCCCUGACAUCGAAGAGAAUGUGAAAGAGGUGGCUUCUCAUGCAGGAUUUGGCCAGCAUUCUCCUAACAGUGUCCCAGGAGUGGGAUGGGUUGGCAGGGCAACAGGAACCCCACAAGGCUAACUUCUGCCUGGACUUUGGCCUGAGGAGCAAGUGGGAGCCAGCAAAACUGUCUGCCUUCCCACAUGCUCGGUGCCCUGCUGCCCUGGCACCGAGGGCGAGGGGAGAAGGGAUUUGUGGCUUCCAUGUUGUCUAGCCACUGAGUGCGCUGACUCCCAAUUCCUGUCCCCUCUGAUGGGAAGUAUGCUUGGUUCUUAGAAUUGGCUUUCCUUUUUGCUUUGUAGUUUAAAUGACCCAUUAAAAGAAAAAAGUUUAUGUUCUGUUACCUAAAAUGGAGCCAAAAUAGAAGACAAUCAGUUACUAGUGAACAAUUUUGAAAUCUUCCAAUAGAAUUGUGAAAUGUUACUUAUGUUCAUAAUGCUGAUGAUGGAACUAUGCUGUUUAGCCUUUAUGAUAUUUAAAUAAGGCCCAUUAUGAGUGUUUUAUUUUAGGAUACUGUCUUUAAGUCAUCAGGCUAGGGUGUGAAGAGUAGUUAAGUUUAUAUUUUGAAAGUUAAACAAUGUGAAUCUCUAAUCAUUCCCACCAAAAUCACUCAGAGUUUAAAAACGUUAAUUUUAAUAUUCAGAAAAAAAAAUUCUAACACCACAGGUUGAAAAAAGUGGAUCCUGUUGCAGCAAAUCCUUUCACUCUGUUUUACUUUGGAUAUAUUUUUACAAAUGCACCAAAAUAGGGUAAUACUCCAAAUAAUAUUAUUCUAACUGGCUCCAAGUCCUAUGGUUACAUAAAGAAAAAUAUUCCAACCCAAUAAGAGAUUCACAUUGCUUUGUUCAUCCUCAAUUUUUUUUUUUCGUGGAUGCACAACCAUUCUAAGGCUUAUACUCAUAAACAAAUAAAUAAUGUUUCCAGGGAUUCUGGGAAUAUCGAAAGGCCAAGAUCUUGGCACAGCAUUACAGCGCAAACAAGAAGCUAAAGCUUUUGCAGUGAUCAUAUUCAAUGAAGACGUCAUUGUCAGUACCCUCUAAAGGUCUGUUUGAUUUGGAUCAACAUGGAUGGUGUAAAAAAAGCCCAGGAAUAGUAGCAUGUGCUUACUUGGAUAUAGGAAAGUAAACUAACAGGAAUAUAUCUUGUGUAAGAGUUCUUUCUGGGAAAAAAAAAUCCUGAUUGCUUUUCAGUAAAGUAAUAUAUAUUUUGUGGAAAUUGUAUGUACUAGAAAUAUUAGAUUAUGUCAUGUUACCAAAAAAAGGGGGAGGGGAGGAUGGAUGGGUAGAGAUUCCAAAACUGUAAAUGUGAAUCCAACAAUUGCUGACCUGUAAACGGAGUUAUUUGGAUCUUUUCUGUAGAGCCAGGGUGUUAUUGAUGAGGGUUAAUUUUCAGCAAUACAGGUAUUUUUAUGUUUUUAGAAAAGUUGAACUGAUAAGGCUGAGAAAGAUUCAAGAUACAAGUCAAGACCACAAAGGCAAAUAACUGAACCACAUUCCUAUCCCAAUGGUCCAACUUCACACAGCACCCAAGGAGUCUCAAGUCUCUUUGUACAUGGUUGCCAUUAGAGGAGGAAAAUAUUGUUAAGGUCUAAUAAAGGGUAUAUAGGAAUAAGCCAAAUCUAGGAUUUAACACUUUCAUAAUUUUAAUUGUUUAGAAUUUGUAUAAAUCUGCUGUAGGUAGUAUUGGGGGAAAG